AUGGCUUCCCCGCGUCGGGUCGCGUCGCAACCCACCUCCCCGACGACAAACAUCUUCCUCUUUCUCGUCGCAUUCCGACUACUCAAUGCGCUCGUCGUCCGCACUUUCUUUCAACCCGAUGAAUUCUUUCAGUCAUUGGAGCCUGCAUGGCAGAUCGCGUUUGGCAAAGGCCAGGGUGCUUGGGUGACCUGGGAAUGGCACCACCAACUCCGAUCCUCCUUACACCCUCUAUUCUUCGCCGCCAUCUACAAAACAGUCUCCUUUCUCGCAACAACCCUCCGCCUCUCCGCUGCGACGCGCGCGGAACUCCUGAUUGCCGGGCCGAAGACCGCGCAGGCCGUGAUCGCGGCGGUCGGUGACUUUUAUACCUGGAAACUAGCUACUCGCGUCUACGGGACUGAUUCUCGUGGCGCAUGGACAACGUUGAUUGUCACGGUUCUCAAUCCUUGGCAGUGGUUCUGCUCAACGAGGACCUUGUCAAAUUGCGUUGAGACCACGGUGACAAUUGUCGCGCUAGACUCCUGGCCAUGGCAGUGGUCAGCAGGCACCUCGACCGAAAGUACUCGCGAGAAUAAUGCUGGACGCAAGAAGAGUUCGGCCGAGGGUCAAAAGGUCCUCCUAACCAGGUAUGGCUGGAUUCACCAGACGCUACUCAUGCAACCGCUGACGCGCAUCGCGCAUAGUCUUCGACAAUGCCUGUGCCUGGCAGCCCUCGCCUGUAUUCUCCGCCCGACUAACAUCCUGAUCUGGGCAACGCUAGCGGCCGUCGCUUGGCUUCGCACCAGCUGGAGCCAGCGCAAAGUCCUUAUUCGGGAGGUUCUCUUCUGCGGACUAGCCGUCCUCGCAGUGUCGGCCGUCGCAGAUCGUCUAUUCUACGGAUUCUGGACGUUUCCUCCGCUUCGCUUCCUAUACUUCAACAUUGCGCAAUCUCUGGCGGUCUUCUACGGCCGCAAUGAUUGGCACUACUAUGCAUCGCAGGGCUAUCCACUCCUGCUUACAACAUUGCUGCCCUUUGCGCUUGUCGGUCUCUACCGCACCUUACGGACCCGAGCUUCUUCUGUCGCCGAUAGAUUGCAGACAGAGAUCCGAGUGCAAUUAGCGAUUGUAUGUCUGAUCAUGCCAUUCGUGCUGUCUCUGAUUUCGCAUAAAGAGGUGCGCUUCAUUUACCCGUUGCUACCAUCGCUGCACAUCCUGGCUGCGCCACCGCUUGUGCAAUUCUUCUAUCCCGCGGUAUACUCGCGGUCAUCGAGUGCCUAUACCCCGCAAAGGCUGGUCCUUAUUUUCCUCGUGGUGGCCAACCUCGUGAUUGGUCUCUAUACGACUCUUUACCACGCAUCCGGAGUGGUGAAUGUCCUCACAUAUCUGCGCCAUCAACAUGAAUUCCACAGUUCAUCUCCCGAGUCUUUGGACUCGCAGCAUGCGCCGGGAAUCACAGCUGGAUUCUUGAUGCCCUGCCACAGCACCCCGUGGCGCUCUCAUCUAGUAUAUCCCACAAUUGAUGCAUGGGCACUCUCAUGCGAACCCCCAAUCGAUCGUACUGCGGCCGAAAAGGCCGUCUAUCGCGACGAAGCGGACCAAUUCUACGACGAUCCAUCCCAAUUCCUCCGCGACAACAUGAAGGGAGGUCUACGCUACCUCCCCUCCCGACCAAGCUACGUCUCCGGCCUCCGGUCCGCCCCCGAGCCAGGCAAGACGACAUGGACACACGACUGGCCCGACUACUUAAUAUUCUUCGAGCAACUAGAACCCACAAUGCACACCCUCCUCCGCGCAUCCUCGUACGCAGAGUGCUGGCGCACCUACAACACCGCAUGGCACGAUGACUGGCGCCGACGCGGCGACGUGGUGGUCUGGUGUCUCGAUCCGUCCGAACAAGACGCAUGGCGCGCGGAAAAACAUCAACGCGCGCAAGAACACCGCGACCGACAAUUCGAGCGAAUAGUUGAGGUCUUCCAAAAAGACGCACGUCGUCAACAGAAGAAAGGAUGGAAAGCUCUAAUUCCAUCUCGAUCUUCAUUUUCUUUCUCUUUCACCUCCCCUUGGUCCUCGCGUUCCCGCUCUCGACUUUCAACGUUUACCUCAUGGAGCCGGUCCGUGCAGUCGUAUUUCUCACCUCGCCCUUCGUGGCGGGAAUCGAUACAGUCUGUUUUUAAGCCACGGCCUGCGAGUGGUUGGCCGUGGAGUCGACGGUCCCGUUCGCUUUGGGAGAGAUUCUGGGCUCCGUCACCUAGUAUUUGGGACUGGGUUCCUUUCUCGUUGCCUAAGUGGUUGGGUUGUUUAUCGAAUUAUAACAGCGAGGAUGAUCGGGAUAUGUGGUCUUGA
This is a messenger RNA of Penicillium cataractarum, 2322 nucleotides long. It is a transcript of the gene gpi10, whose product is annotated as putative glycosylphosphatidylinositol-alpha 1,2 mannosyltransferase. Gene Ontology annotation, biological process: GPI anchor biosynthetic process. Gene Ontology annotation, cellular component: endoplasmic reticulum membrane. Bases 1 to 2322 code for a protein of 773 amino acids. The transcript is spliced from 4 exons. Gene Ontology annotation, molecular function: alpha-1,2-mannosyltransferase activity. The record is from RefSeq and is a predicted model, not a curated record. NCBI's taxonomy places the organism in Eukaryota, Fungi, Ascomycota, Eurotiomycetes, Eurotiales, Aspergillaceae.